UGAUAUCGAAUGGAGAAGCUGCCACGUAGGACAGAGAUAGAGAUUACAGACCUUUCCACCUCUCAUUCCCCUCCUUCAUCACCUCUCUAUCUUUAGUCCACUCAUUCCCUUUCAACAAACAAAAAACUCAAUACCAAAACCUUUACUCCCGUUUUAUUUGUUAGAAAUUUCAUACACAGAAGCAGUUGGGUGCAGAGAGAGAGAGAGAGAGAGAGAGAGAGAGGGAGAGAGAGAUGGCUUCCACUUCUGCAGUCUCAAUGGCAAUGCCACUAACCUAUGCAACCCAAAAGAGGGUUCCAACAACCUCUGGGGCUUUCUUCAAGCCACUUCUAGUGAGGCCCUCCAAGGCCAUACCUGCUGCUUCAAAAUCAAUUGGGAGGGUUCAAGUGAGGGCUUCCAUGAAGGAGAAGGCAGUCACGGGGCUCACGGCGGCUGCUCUGACGGCUUCCAUGGUGAUACCAGAUGUGGCUGAGGCUGCAUCUGGGGUUUCUCCGUCGCUCAAGAACUUCUUGCUCAGCAUUGUGGCUGGUGGAGUCGUGCUUACUGCCAUUAUUGGUGUUGUCAUUGGUGUUUCCAACUUUGACCCAGUGAAACGGAGCUGAUCAGAAAGCAAUUCUGAGGAUGACAUUUGGUUUUUAUGUCCCUGUUUAAUGCUUUCAUUAAUGAUUUCUGUGUUGUAUGUGUAAUAUGUUACUCUUUUAUCUGUAAUUUGGUCGGAAACUGAAUUCUGAAAUUUUACUUUCCAUCUUUUA
Messenger RNA from Juglans regia (Persian walnut), 752 nucleotides. RefSeq lists its product as uncharacterized. The transcript has a single exon. The record is from RefSeq and is a predicted model, not a curated record. The coding region runs from base 234 to 602 and encodes 122 amino acids. Lineage: Eukaryota; Viridiplantae; Streptophyta; Magnoliopsida; Fagales; Juglandaceae. Gene Ontology annotation, cellular component: photosystem II; membrane. Gene Ontology annotation, biological process: photosynthesis.